Molecule: messenger RNA, 5592 nt
Organism: Engraulis encrasicolus (European anchovy)
Lineage: Eukaryota; Metazoa; Chordata; Actinopteri; Clupeiformes; Engraulidae
Gene: rassf5
Product: Ras association domain family member 5
Exons: 7
Coding region: 115-1941 (608 amino acids)
Biological process (GO): signal transduction
Cellular component (GO): nucleus
Source: RefSeq, a predicted model, not a curated record
UGUCUGUUGUCGCGCGGUGCGUCACCAAACACGAAACGUAGGCUAUUCAUUCUACAUUCCGCGCACACGGCGCAGCGGGCAGGCAGUCUCCGACCGUGAGAACGAACGAAGGCAAUGGCGUCCGUUACUCUCGGUCAGCACCCGGUGUCCCCGGUGUCUCAGCAGCACCAUAACAUCUCCGACUCCGAGACGCGUGAGUCUUUCUUCCUGCGCAAACUGCUGAGGAAACCGUCGCGUGAGAAAUUGAUGUUGACGAGGGGCAGCAGCAGCCUGGACGGCGAGAGCGCGCGGUCUCCAAUCGCGCCAAUCUCAGCGGCGGCAGCAGCAUCCUCGUCCCUCAGCUGUUCGCAGCCGCUGAUCACCGAGAACGGAGGAGGAGGAGGACCGCUGGACUCCCGGUGCUGCACCAACGGAUCCCUUCAGCUGCAGACGCCACGUAGCAGCAGCACGGACAACGACAACGCUGCCGUUGCCACUGCUGCGGAGGAUAACGGCAACCUCUUGGUGGAGGAGCCCGUCGGCGCGAGAGCGCGUUGCCAGGAGGACAGCAUGCUCGUGGCCGCCAACGGCUCCCAGUUCGGACCGACUGGACUACUAAUAAACACUAACAGGGACGUCACAACAGAAACACAAGAGAACAGAAAAGAGCAACAGUCAGUAAACAUCACUGGAGGAGAAGGCACACGAGGAGGAGGCGAGCAACUUCCCCGUCAGGCAGCCAAGACUGGCGGUGACACAGCGGGCAGACGGAGUUCCCUGAAGGACACCAAGUGUAGCAGCAGCCGGACAGCCGCGGCAUCGGCAUGCGCUAACGGGCACCUUGGCUCCGGCAGGCGACUAUCGCGCAAGUUCAAGUCUCUGUCGACGGGGACCCCCCCGAGGGGCCUGGACCUGGACAGGGUGACGCAGGGCAGGUCGGGCAUCGUGCGGAUUAUGAGGACCGAUCCGCCCCGCAGGGAGGCCUGGUCCAUCUUCCAUCCUGGGGCCGACCCGCGGGUGAAGGCCGAGCGGGGAGAGGGGCACCUCUUCGUACCCAAGCCCGUGGCACACGACUGGUGCGACGCAUGCAGCCGGCACAUCAGCGCAGCCGGAGCCGUCCAGUGUAAAUACUGCAGCUACACGUGUCAUCUGGAGUGCCAGGGCCUGGUCCAACUGGACUGUAACCAGGGAGACAGCCAAUCACAGCCUCGUACCACCGUCCCCUUAACGUUACCACAGCAACCACACUCCGCCACGCCCAGUCAGGAAACAACGCAUGUCGCCCCUGAGGAAGAGGAGAGGACGAAGGUAUUAUCAGCUGAUGAGCUGAGUGCCAUGAUAGAGGAGUACAACGCUAAGGCCUCAGACACUGAGCAGGGCAUGAAGCUGGCUAGUGAUGGUUCCUAUACAGGCUUCAUCAAGGUGCACCUGCGUCUGCGUCGGCCCGUGACGGUGUGUGACCCCCCCGGGGGCCCUGAUGAGGGAGGGGCUAAUGAGGUUGGCACGGCAACAGCGGCAGAGGGGGCGGGGUCAAGCCCAGGCCGCACCUCCUUCUACCUGCCCAGUGACGCGGUGAAGCAGCUCCACGUGGGCAGCACGACAACGGUUGCCGAGGUGAUCAAGGGCCUUCUGAAGAAGUACACCGUACUAGACAACCCUCGCAAGUUCGCACUGUACCGGCAAACACACAGAGACGGACAGGACCUGUUCCAGAAGCUGGCGGGUUCUGAGCAUCCUCUGUACCUGCGGCUGGUGGCCGGGCCCGACCCUGAACAGCUGACUUUUAUUCUGAAGGAGAACGAGACCGGAGACGUGGAGUGGCAUGCCUUCUCUCUGCCGGAGCUGCAGAACUUCCUGACCAUACUGGAGAAGGAGGAGAGGGAGCGUGUCCGGAUUGUGGAACAGCGCUACGGGGCGUACAAACACAGACUCAUGCAGGCGCUAAAGGACGCCCAGGCCUGACUGCCUCCCCUCCCCUCCCCAAAAAACAGGAGGACCCCCCCCUAAAACACCCCUCCUGUACCCCCUGCUCGACAGCACGAUAUGCGUCCGGUUAGUGGAGCAGGGAUACGGGGUGUACAGACACAGACUCAUGCAGGCGCUAAUGGACACCCAGGCCUGAUGCGUAACCCCAAAACCCAUGGGGACCCCCCCCCCCAAAACACGCGUAACCCCGCCCCCCAAAACACCCCUCCUCUACCGCCCUGCUCGUCAUCACGAGGCGUGCGGUUGGUAGAGCACAGCUAUGGGGAGCACAGACAGGAGUGUACCAACACAGAGACAGACCAGGACACCCAAGCACACUGGUCACCCUCCCAUGUUAACACGUGCUCUACAACGCCCUGUGACUGGUUACACACACACACACACACACACACACACACACACACACACACACACACACACACACACACACACACACACACACACACACACACACACACACACACACACACACACACACACAAAUUAUAGGAGUUGUGGGGCCCAUGUUCCAGGGUGUCGUACUUUUGCACCUUUGCCCCCCGAUUACACACAUCCAGGAACCUAGGGGGCAGGGCUUGACAACUCCCAACCAAUCAAAUUAAGGGGUGCCAGUAGACAAACCAAUCAGAAUUGGCGGCUCUCAGGACUUCACCAAUCACAGUGGCCGGCCUCUACAGACUCAACCAAUCCAAACUGCAGAUGGUGAACAUGUGACCUAUCCCACUCAGGACAGCCUCCAUAGGCGACUCCCCGCCCACCAAACCCCUCUCCCUCCCUCCCUUCUUCUUUUUGGUAAACGAGUGCAAAGAUGGAGUGAUACAUAAUCAUCUAGUAAAGGGGAAGAGGAGAGGCAGUGGCAUGAGUGUGUGGUCAUCCUGUGAAUGAUAUGCGAUAUGCUGUCUCGCAGCAGUCUGUGUGUGUGUGUGUGUGUGUGUGUGUGUGUGUGUGUGUGUGUGUGUGUGUGUGUGUGUGUGUGUGUGUGUGUGUGUGUGUGUGUGUGUGUGUGUGUGUGUGUGUGUGUGUUUUUUAUUUGUGUGCUAUUUUGUUUUCUCUCCUUAUUUUGCUUUAGUGUGUUCCUCUUUCAGUCAUCAUUUUGUGUUUUUUUCUUGUAGUUUGAUUGAUUUUUUAUUUCAUUUUAUUUUAUUUUUUCAUUUCAUUUGUUCUGCACAUGUCGCUGCUAAUGUAAGUGUUACUUAGAGCAAAACUCUCUUCAACAGGCACUGAUGGAGCCCCAAGCAUGCGUGUGUGUUUAUGUGUGCACGUGUGUGUGCGUGCGUGCGUGCAUGCGUGCGUGCGUCUGUGUGUGUGUGUCAGAGAGAUACACUGAGACAUGUACGUACAUGCAGAAGGUGUUUCUCUGAUCACAGACACACACAGAGACUUUGACUAAGCAUAACCUUUUUCUGCUGUAAAAACAAAAAAACUGAAAGUAAACAAAACAACACAUUUACAUUAAUAAGAGCAUAUUAUAGUGCUAUACAGUUUUACUAUACGAACCACAUAGAGUAAGAAGAUAUUGAGUCAUUUUCAUGGUGUGUGACCUUACUGAGAUGGUGAUUUGUGAGUUAAGGACUCCUAGAAGUGCCCAUUCUAUUGUCUUUUAAACCUCUUGGGUGUGUGCACACUAAGAUAUUUGAAGUACUCUUAGUGUGCAUACUAUUGUCUUUGAAGGACUCUUAGAAGUGUGCCUUCUGGGGUCUUUUAAGGUCUAUUAGAAGUGUGCAUUCUAAGGUUUAGUGCACAUGUUGUGAUGCUCCAUACUCCACGCUCCAUUGUAAAUCAUCCAUACUGCAUGUGAACAUGAGAUUACAUACGUAUGUAUAUGGGAACGAAAAGGUGAAGUGGAUAGUAUACUAUUCUAUUGUACUGUAUGGCAAGAAGACAGUGACAUUUUGAGAAUACUCUUCUGAUAUACUGUACAUAUGUAGGUCUAUGGAAAUGAGAUAGUGGGUAACACAGUGGAACGGUAAAAUAUGCAGUGCUAAUUCGACACGUAGAGAGUUGAUUUAACAUCUUUUAUAGUGUAUUUGGUCUCAGAGCACUCAGGGACUGAGGGUUGAAUUAACACUGCAUUUGUUUACGGUGUACUAUUCAGAUAUACAUACUAUACAUGGGAAUAAAGGAUUGGGUUUGGAGUGUACUAUUCGGAUGUAUAGGGGAGCAUGUCCAGCUACAUACUUUUAAAAUGUUUGAAAUGUGGAAAAUGGGCAAGAUGUUUUUUUAAAAGAAGAACCUUGACUGUUACGGGGAAAUGUGUGUGUGCUUGCAUAAAGGUGUGUGUGUGUGUGUGUGCGAAUGUUUGAACAUUUUUGUAGAGUCACCCCACAACCCCCAAACUUUUUAAGUUGGAGUAACACACCCCAACCACCUCAACGCAUAAGUUAUUUCUUUGAAUUACUCCUUACUCCUCCCUUAUCUUGUGACAAAGCCUUGUGACUCAAAUGUGUCCUCUUUUAGAGAUUUUGCUAAGUCAAAUUUGCAGUGACUGAUAUAUCCAACCUAGUACCAAGGCCGUUCCAAUGUUGGCGUAGUUACUGCACUUUGCCUUUGUAGGGCACUGUACUGUACUGUACUGACUACUGUAAUGGACUGUAAUCUAGUCUCAGUUCAUUUAGAGCCCUGACGGUAAUGAAGUGUAAUCCAAUCUCAGGCUGAUGACCCCGAAAAGACAGCCAUGAUCUUGCUGGCAGUGCCUUUUGCCUCUGUUUUGUGUGUGUGUGCGUGUGCGUGUGCAUGGUAACUUAUUGUACCGCCCUCGUCCUGUUCUGGGGUGGGGGGUCCUAUUGGGGGGGUUGAAUGAUUGUUUUGCUCUCUGGCAAUCUCCUCUAUCCAGUAAAACAUAGCAGCCAGUUAAACGUUAAAAAGUAAGUUGCCCUGUAGGGCCAAGUUGGGAAGUAAGUUAACUCAACUUGAGAAUGCUUCAAGUUGAGUUAAGCCUCGAGUUGAAUUAACUUACGGCAGCAAGGCAACUUACCUCUUUACUUUUAACUGGCUUGCAAUGUUUUGCAGUGUAUCCAGUGCUGAGAAUCAGAUGUGUAUGGAUACUAUAUCGUCACUGUCCAGCAGAAACCUCGUAUCUCCACUAUUUUUUAAAAACAUUAUGUCAUAUUCAUUCUUUAUUUAUUAUGAAAUAUAAAUCAGUACUGCUGAUUAGUCUCCAUGAGUAUGUGUGUAUGAUACAUUAUUUAAUAACCAACUUUAAUGUUGAAAUGAUUAUUUAUUUAGAAUAUAUAGUGAUUUAUAUAUAAAUAGGUAAAAAACAAUGAGAAGUGGAGAUACACGGUGUCUGCCUGACAGCAACGAUAUGUACUGUACUGUACACUGUAAAACAUUGCAAGCCAAUUAAACAUAAAAAGUUCAUUUGCCCUGCUGCCUUAAGUUUGCAAGUUUACCCAACUCAAGGCUUAAGUCAACUUGAGGCUUUCUCAAGUUGAGUUAACUUACAAACUUAAUGCAGCAGGGCAACUUACGUUUUUACGUUUAACUGGCUGCAAUGUUUUACAGUGUAUACAGAUGUGUAUAAAUGCUGUAUGUACUGUAUUCUAUACAGAUGUGAAUAGAUAUGAUAUGCACUGUACAUGUACAGUUGUAAAGACCUUAAGAAAUGAAAAAUUUAAAAAAUAAAAA